Messenger RNA from Prunus avium (sweet cherry), 1044 nucleotides. RefSeq names its product nudix hydrolase 17, mitochondrial-like. Gene Ontology annotation, molecular function: pyrophosphatase activity. The record is from RefSeq and is a predicted model, not a curated record. Gene Ontology annotation, cellular component: cytoplasm; nucleus. Lineage: Eukaryota; Viridiplantae; Streptophyta; Magnoliopsida; Rosales; Rosaceae.
UCCAAACGUGAAGUUACACAGAGGCCUCUUUAUAUAUAAACCCAAUUAGUUCCAACCAUUGCAUUUCUGUAUAAACCUGCAAUACUUAUUCAUCAUAACUCAUAAGUUUUUUUUGGUAUUCGGAUAAUAACAGAACAAAAACAAACCCCUAUAAUUCAUAUAUUUUUAAAGCAAACCUUUUUUCUUGAUCCUCCCCUCUUUGUACCCUUCUUUUUUGACAUGGCUUGUCUGGUUGCUCGGACGGGAAGGGAAUUGCAGAGGUACAACAUGGGCCGCCGACAAGUCGUAGGAUGCAUUCCUUAUAGAUACAAAAAUGGCAGUGAUGGUGCGAUCAGCGAUGAAUUGGAAGUGCUUGUGAUCACUUCACAGAAAGGCAAUGCAUUUAUGUUCCCUAAGGGUGGUUGGGAACUUGAUGAAUCCGUAGAAGAAGCUGCUUCACGAGAAUCACUAGAAGAAGCGGGUGUUGUGGGCAAUGUUGAGUGUGAAUUGGGAAAAUGGAGUUUCAUGAGCAAAAGCCAGGAGACAUACUAUGAAGGGUACAUGUUCCCUUUGUUAGUGAAGGAGCAACUGGAUCUAUGGCCCGAAAAGAACGUUCGUCAAAGAAUCUGGAUGAGUGCUGCGAAAGCUAGAGAAGCUUGUCAGCAUUGGUGGAUGAAGGAAGCCUUGGACAUUUUGGUUGAACGGCUUACCUCAGCACAGAAUCAAGAGGAAGAAGAUGCACUGGCUUGCUCUUUAAGUUGAUUAAUCAUUAAAAAGUUUCCCAUUAUUUUGUACAUAGACACUGCUGAUCAGAAGCAGUUUCCGUAUACAGCCAGAAGAUUGGACUGUAUAUAGGGCAAACCUCAGGCAGACAAAAGUGUAAGAAAGGGAAAUUAGUUUUUAGUUUUGUGUUGUCAUUGGGUUUUUUUAUAUUAGUUAGCUCUCCUCCCCUUCUGAUGAGAGGGCAGAUUGAUAUGUUAUAGAGCAACUGUAGAAAAAGCGAGUUACUUGUCUCAUUCAUGUUAUCAAAAGUACUACAAAUCUACGAAUUGUUGUUGUUGAUUC